AUGUGGGAUGACUCUUGUGAUGAUGGUCCAUGCCAGAUUCCUACAAAGCAUUACUCAGAAAUUGGUUGUAAACCGAUCCACGAGGAAGGUCGUGGCUGCCCAACAAGAUAUGAAUGUCCAUCGUUCGCGGAUCGCGAUAACCGGAAGUGCUACUUCAACGGAAACAUUUACGAGCCUGAGAGCAGUUUAUCUAAAUUUGACGAAAGACUUUCCCCUUGCUAUGCUGGUUGUAUUUGCGUUAACCUGAACCACUUAUCAUCCUUCAUCUGUGCUUCGUUCUCAUGUCCGGAAGUUACGGCACGAGGGACAGACUGUAUCUUUAAGUACUCACCUUUCGAAUGCUGCCCCACUGAAAAGGUUUGCGGUGAUGAGACAAAAAAGCUCACCGAGUGUUAUUUGGAAGGAACACGAUAUCUGGAAGGCGAGAUUAUGUAUCCACGGGAAGAAUCGUGCUACAAGUGCAGUUGCCAGAAAGGAUUCGACAACAGUACCAUAAGAGGGAAUCCAAAUUGCUACGAGCUGAACUGUGGCAUCGAGUUGUUGAAUUUGGAGCAGCUAAUGAACGGCUGCAGUCCGGUGUUCUAUGGAACACGUGGAUGUUGUCCAAUUUGGUGGAGAUGUCCGAGUGAUGAGGAUACGGUAAUCCAUGAAGAACAACCAGAGAAUGCAAAUGAAAUCAAUCCGAAGCUGCAAUGCCAAUUUGGAAAUCUUACUCUUAACGUUGGGGACUAUGUGUCAUCCGAUCGAACGACUGUUUCCUGUAAGUGCUCUAUACCUCCGAUGGUUCACUGUGUGCAGAAUAAGUAG
Culex quinquefasciatus (southern house mosquito) is the source of this 807-nucleotide messenger RNA. RefSeq lists its product as uncharacterized. NCBI's taxonomy places the organism in Eukaryota, Metazoa, Arthropoda, Insecta, Diptera, Culicidae. The coding region runs from base 1 to 807 and encodes 268 amino acids. The record is from RefSeq and is a predicted model, not a curated record. The transcript is spliced from 5 exons.